ACCAUAGCAAUCGGCAGCUUCGUCGUCCCUCGUCCGCUCCGGCGCUCCUAGAUUUGCCUCGUUUUGUCGACUUGUAUCUUCCACUGCGACGGCGGAGGACGCCGGGCACGCGCUGCGCGCGAUGUACGGGCUUCCUUCGGCCGCGCGGCCCCAGCUACCGCCUCAGUUCGCCUGCUUCGCUUCUUCCUCCGUUCCUCGGGUGAGGGCGGCGCCAGCGUACUGCUGCGCCAGCCUGAAGCAAGCGCGCCCUUCCGCCGUCGCUGCAGCCGUGACGGGGCGCGCGGCCGCGCCACUCUUGGCUGCGGCGCUCCUCCUUGCAGCUGCGCCCUAUGGCCUACCUGCUACUAUCCCUCCAGCAUUUGCCCAACCAGUUUCAGAAGGCGCAGCACUGUUCCGGAAGGCCUGCAUCGGGUGCCACGACAUGGGAGGAAACAUCCUACAGCCAGGAGCCACUCUUUUCCUGAAGGAUCUCGAGAGAAAUGGAGUCGUUACAGAGGAGGAAUUGUAUAACAUCACAUACUACGGGAAAGGGAGGAUGCCGGGCUUUGGAGAGAAAUGCACCCCAAGAGGACAGUGCACCUUCGGCCCCCGGCUAUCUGAAGAUGACAUCAAGCUCCUAGCCUCGUUUGUCAAGUCACAAGCCGAAAACGGGUGGCCAAAGAUCGAAGGUGAUGGAGAUUGAUCGGCUGAGCGAGGAGAAGACACUGUUUGUUCUGAACUUGUAAUUGUCUCUGUUCUCUGAACUUCUGAAGUUGUAACCUUCUGGUAUCUGUUUUCUGAACUUCUAAAAUCUAGCCUGAGUUUAGAACAAACAAA
Molecule: messenger RNA, 816 nt
Organism: Setaria italica (foxtail millet)
Lineage: Eukaryota; Viridiplantae; Streptophyta; Magnoliopsida; Poales; Poaceae
Product: cytochrome c6, chloroplastic
Exons: 5
Coding region: 122-682 (186 amino acids)
Molecular function (GO): electron transfer activity; heme binding; iron ion binding
Source: RefSeq, a predicted model, not a curated record